Messenger RNA from Orbicella faveolata, 2029 nucleotides. RefSeq names its product N-acylglucosamine 2-epimerase-like. The record is from RefSeq and is a predicted model, not a curated record. Gene Ontology annotation, molecular function: isomerase activity. Lineage: Eukaryota; Metazoa; Cnidaria; Anthozoa; Scleractinia; Merulinidae. Gene Ontology annotation, biological process: carbohydrate metabolic process.
AGUUUUUCGAAAACGAUGGCGCAACGAUGAUCAUGUGAUUUCCUUCCAAAAUCGUGAAAAAUGGUGAUUGUUGCGGUUUCAAAUUCCUCCGGCGUGGUGUGGACGAAGCCUUAGCCUGCAGUCUGGAUGGGUCAUUGAAUUUCCUCCUUUUGUGAGGGGCCGGAGGGGGGGGGAUGAAUUAAGCCUGUGUAGCAAGCGCAGAAACGGAAGGGAGAAAGGGAUUGGCCCUCUCCUUGCGCACAGUUCCUCUCUUCCUUCCUCUUCCUACGCCUGCAAUGCAUGCCAAUGCAACCAAAACUAAGGUCAACCACGCUUUCAUGUCUCCUUUUAACGCAGUGCCAAGCAGAGAAAUGACGGCAAUGAAUAGCUGCGUGAUGAAACGGUUCAAGCGGUGCACUGGGGACAAACGAUUAGAAGCGGGCGAAAAACAACAUAAACCGUAGUCGGAACGAAUAAUUCGUGCAUGGGGUAUAGCCGUCUUCUUGCGACGAAGAAAAAUCCCCUUUCUUUGGAAAUAUUUAAAUGGGAGUUUUCAUUUUCUCUUGGAGUUUUCGAAUACCCUUCUCCCCAUCAGCCCCCCACCCACCCAGCCCCCGCAUCGCUUGUACUUUGCCAGGAUGAAAAUUAUCACGAUUGAAAGCGAGACAUCACGCAAUCCAACGUAAAAAUCACGCAAGUCUUAAGCUGCAUCAGAACAAAUUUCUCUAAGCUUUGUCGUGGAUCCACUCACUGCGCCAGCUCAAGAUGGCACCCACUUUUGUCCCAGGACGAGAGCAAGGAAAAAAGUGGAAAUCAUAUAAGAUCAAGAAAGGAAAUGCUGCAAGAAGCAAACGUGUAACUCGAAGCCAGUUAAAAGAUAAUCUUACAAGUCACACAACGCUACGUUACAUGGCAGGGUCGAGCAAGAUAUUUUACAACUUGAGGCCAAGAAAGAAAACACAAGAGCUUGGCCAGUUCAGAGGUUUGCCAGCAGACAUGGGCGUCUUUCGCGACAAACUGGAGAACUACUUGGCCAGAAUGGAAGAGGAACUAGACCGAACUAUGAAUUUCUGGCUGGAAAAUUCCGGUGAUAAAAGAAACGGAGGUUAUUAUGUCUGUCUGGGUAGAGAUGGCAAAGUUUACGACGGCUCCAAGUACGGCUGGCUCGAGGGAAGACAGGUAUGGAUGUACUCCAAACUUUACAACGAAAAUUCGAAAUAUGGCAAAACAAAGGUCCUUAAAGCUGCAUUAUCAGGUGGCGAAUUUCUCUUAAACCACAUUAAGAGACCUGAUGACGGACGCUGUUAUUUCCAAGUCACAGCUGAGGGAGAACCAAUUAAAAUUCAAAGAACAAUCUUCACUGAGUGUUUCUAUGUGAUCGCAAUGGCUGAACUGGCGCGAGCAAGCAAUCUCUCAAAGUACAAGGAGGAAGCCCUCAGGAUGUUAUCACUGGUAACACACUGGGCACGUGUUGACGACGCCGAGCUAGGCCGUCCCAAGCUGUCAGGGCAAGAGGCCGCAAAUCCCCUGGCUGUACCAAUGAUGCUGUUGUAUGUGAUCGAUGAGGUAUGCCGGGAUGAUGGGGAGCUUCGUCAGACGUACUGCGAAGAUGAAGAGUGGGCAGUGCAGCAGAUUUUGAAACACUUACAGAUAGCUGUUCUAUUUUCGUUUCAGUUCUCGGAUCCUCAGUAUGGUGAGUGGUUUGGUUAUCUUAACCAAAAAGGAGAAGUCACGCACACUUUCAAAGGGGGGCCAUUUAAAGGCUGUUUCCAUGUUCCUCGGUGCCUUCACAUGUGUAUCAAGAUGUUAAAGGGACUGUUGGAAGAAGAACCAUUGACAAACGGCAUGAUCAAUGGUAACUGAACCUACAUUCGAUAGGUUCAAUGAAAAGAAAAACAACAUCAAAAGCAGGAAUAUCCAAGCUUAGCUGUGAUUUUCGCUCAUUAUAUUCAAGAACUGUGAGUGAGGCUGAGAGAAGUUAUCUAACCUUAUGUUUGCUUAAUAAAAUAAAACAAGUAUGAGCUAGAAGUGUAUUGAAAGGCUUUAAAAU